Eutrema salsugineum is the source of this 1380-nucleotide messenger RNA. Its product is annotated as putative F-box protein At2g19630. The record is from RefSeq and is a predicted model, not a curated record. Bases 54 to 1340 code for a protein of 428 amino acids. The transcript has a single exon. NCBI's taxonomy places the organism in Eukaryota, Viridiplantae, Streptophyta, Magnoliopsida, Brassicales, Brassicaceae. Gene Ontology annotation, molecular function: protein binding.
GGAAGCGAAUCACCAGUGUAGUUCGCCGGCGAGUGAAUCUUGGCUUCUCCGCCAUGGAAACACGGCGGCAGCACUCUGAGGAUAGUCCAACUCCAACAAUUUCUCGAGGCAGCAAUACCGGAUCUUGUACCUCAACGAAUCGAAUCCAAAACCCAGACCCGAUCCCAAACGAUCUCAUCAUGGAGAUACUCUCAAGAUCGCCGGCAAAGUCUGUCGCGAGAUGCCUCUGCUUAUCAAAGUUCUGGGCUUCCACGCUUCGCAGCCGAGGUUUCACGGAUCUGUUCGUGACCAAAUCCUCGGCUCGACCUCGAAUCUUGUUCUCCUUCCGAGAAAACGGUAAGCUGGUCUUCUACUCGGCACCUCAGAUCCAAAAUCAAGACGAGAACUCGAUUCUUGUGGCCGCUAAACAUCACAUGGUGUUCCGCUUUGACUGCUCUGAGUUAUGCCGUCCCCUCCGAGGUUUGGUCUGUCUCACGUAUCUGAGGGUCGUAAGCGCGAGUACGAAGAAUACAGUGCCGGUGAUAUGGAACUUGACCACGGGACAUUCGUUAUCUUUGCCCAAAGUGAAGACGAGGAGGGUUGGUGUGAAAAGCUUCUUCGGGUUUGAUCCGAUUGGUAAACAGUUCAAGGUUUUGUGCAUGACAUCGACGGUUUAUUGGAAAGAGAGCUGUGUCGAGCACCAAAUCUUGACACUAGGGACUAAGAAGCUUUCGUGGAAGAUGAUAGAUUGUUCCAUACCCCAUUAUCCUUUAAGUGGUGGGAUAUGCAUCAAUGGUUGUGUCUAUUAUCACGCUUUAGUCCAUGAGGCUCAUGACGUGAAACGUCACCCUUUUGUCCCUCCUCCAAGCGUUCCUGGGAUUGUUUGCUUUGAUGUUAGGUCUGAGAGCUUUAGAUUCAUCAACAAAGCUGAGGACAUGCUAGUAACAGAAGUUCGGCAUCCAACUCUUGCAGAUUACAAGGGUAAAUUGAGUGUUCUUUCGUCGGAUGGGUUUGAGUAUGUUACUGGCGAAAGUUCAUGUCUUGAGUUAUGGGUUCUACAAGACGCUGAGCAACAUCAAUGGUCCAAGCAUAUAUACCUAGUGCCCACUAUGUUGAAGAAUGUGGUUGCAAGGACUGUGUUGUACUUUGUUGGAGUGACUGGUACAGAUGAAAUCGUGUUGUCGCCGCAAUACAAAUCGGACCUCGUGUUGUCGGUGCAACACAUACCGGACCAAUUCUAUGUCUUCUACUACAACAUCGAGAAGAAUACUAUCAGGAGAGUUGAAAUCCAAGGAAUGAUAAGGGAUCGUAGGAGAAUUCACAUCUCUCUAGACCAUGUUGAGAACGUGAACAUUUUGUAAAGUUCAUUGGCUAUUACUUCUCUUUAGGCUAGGCUAAUUG